AUGGGACUGAUCCACCUAGAUGAUGGCGUCAGGACGUUCGUUCUGCUGCCCAUCUUCUUCGCGACCCUGCUUUCGGGGCUCAUUCGGGCCUUCCUGGGCCCUGUGAUGGACGGUGGGAGCAAGGGGUCGACUGCGGACGUGAAGAAGAUCAGGGAGGCGCAGCUGCUGCUGCGAAGCAGCACGCUGCGACGGACAGCGGGCUUCUUCCCGCGGUCGUCGUUUCUGUCCCGCAAGUUCUACUUCGCCGCCAAGGACGAGGGCGUCUUCUACGGUCCCGCGGAGGCGGCCCCGAACGCAAUGAUGGACAUGGCGAUGGACCCGAACAAGACGAUGGGCAUGAUGCAGCGCUCGCUGGGCGGCUUCCUGCCGAGCAUCCUCAUGUUCGGCUGGGUGCGCGCGCUCUUCUCCGGGUUCAUCAUGGCCAAGGUUCCUUUCUCCCUCACGCAGAAGUUCCGCGCCAUGCUCCAACAGGGCAUCGACGUCCCCGCGCUCGACGUGACGUACGUGUCGUCGUUCAGCUUCUACAUCCUGUGCUACUCCGGGAUGCGCGGCCUGAGUCAGCUGCUGCUGCAGUGGGCCGUGGGGGCCGGGCCGGCGUCGCGCGUCGCCGAGGAUCCCAUGCUGUCGGGGGCGAUGACGGCGAACAAGGCGUGGAACCAGGGGGUGGAGAAGGUGGACGGCGCGAAGGCCUUCCAGGCGGAGCGCGCCGCGCUGGCGCUGGUGCAGGCGGAGGACAUGCUGGGCGGGGCCGAGCGGCGGGCCGCGGACGCGUUGCGGGCCGCGCUCAAGACGUCGCGAGGGAAGCGCGUGUGA
Molecule: messenger RNA, 813 nt
Organism: Pedinophyceae sp. YPF-701
Lineage: Eukaryota; Viridiplantae; Chlorophyta; Pedinophyceae
Source: the annotation of a GenBank genome assembly